Molecule: messenger RNA, 628 nt
Organism: Thalassophryne amazonica
Lineage: Eukaryota; Metazoa; Chordata; Actinopteri; Batrachoidiformes; Batrachoididae
Gene: bbln
Product: chromosome 17 C9orf16 homolog
Exons: 2
Coding region: 186-503 (105 amino acids)
Source: RefSeq, a predicted model, not a curated record
GGACGUAAUGGGGAAGCUUCAAUCUACGUAACCCUGCGAAGAAUUGCUUAAAAUGAGUGUUUUUGACUACAAUAUUUUAACAAUAGUAUUUCAAAACGUUAAUAUGAAAUAUAAUUAAAACGAUAGGCGUUUAUAUAUGAUCGUCGGGUUUGAUAGGAGUAGCUAGCUUAGCUUGAGGGAACGUAAUGUCUGGACCAAACGGAGAUCCCGAAAUCAACAUCGACGAGGAGAUAAUCAACGACGAAGACGAGUUCAACGAGGAUGAGUACACUGCCAUCAAUUCCAUGCUGGAUCAGAUCAACUCCUACCUGGAUGGCCUGGAGGAGCGUAACGAUGCUCUCAACGGUAAAUUGCUCGAACUACUAGAGUCCAACCGGCAAGCCCGACUGGAGUUUAGAGCCCAACUGGUUGGUUCUCCAAUGCAGGAGGAAAACCUUCCUGCAGAUAUUGAUGGUACGCCACCCAGCGAGCAGAACCUGGAUGAGGACACUGGAGGGAAGUGAUGGGUGGUGCUGGAAUCCAAGAAUAGCAAUGUUUAUGAUAGUGGACUCUUUUUCCACCUGACCGUGGCCACUGUCCUACAUUCAUGCUUAUGCUGUAUUUGCAUCACUGUCAGUGCUACAAAUGA